Messenger RNA from Glossina fuscipes, 631 nucleotides. Its product is annotated as antigen 5 like allergen Cul n 1-like. Bases 77 to 631 code for a protein of 184 amino acids. NCBI's taxonomy places the organism in Eukaryota, Metazoa, Arthropoda, Insecta, Diptera, Glossinidae. The record is from RefSeq and is a predicted model, not a curated record. The transcript is spliced from 4 exons.
UGAGUAUCGUAACAACGUGGCCGGAGGAAAGGCGCAUAGUAAGGCAUCCAAUAGUUAUUUUCCUAUAGCUGGAAGAAUGCGGGAAUUAGUAUGGGACGAUGAAUUAGAAUACAAUGCAAAACUGCACUUGGCUGCAGCAAAAAUGAUGGCUCAUGACAAUUGCCGUAACACGGUCCGUUACAUAUUGGCUGGGCAAAAUUUGGGCUCUACUGCAACGGAUAAUAAAAUGACUGUACUUGAGGCUGUUGUCGAUCAAUUGAAAUUGAUGUACAAUGAGAAAGAUCUUGUAACCGAUACAUCGAAAUUCGCGGACAAGUUAAGGAGUGAAGAAUCCGGUCAUUUUACGCAAUUGAUGGGAGAUAGAAACUCACGGGUUGGAUGUGCUUUUGCUCUAGGACUUAACUGUACUCAUCACAAGGGGGACGCGAAAGUCUAUUCAUAUUGCUAUUAUUUGGCUUGUCACUACGAUUUCUCGAAUGUCUCGCGAUGGCGCCUGUACAAAACGCAUCCAAACACUCCGGGUGCUCAUUGCAGUGAAUGGAAUGUCGGCAUGAAUACUGACCCUAGAUACAGUCACCUUUGUGAAGCAACCCCAAAAGAACUAUUCGAUUACUCUGAUAAGAAUGGUUAA